UAAGAAACAGACAGCGCAACACAGGAAAGACAUUUCAGGCUGCACCCACAGACCGAAUCCCUAAAAGAACACUUCACAGCUGAUCUGUGGCUCCCAUGUUGAAGCGGUAAUCUGAUAGCUGAUCGUUCUCAGGAGGAAAGUCAAGUCUUGACAACUCAAACAGUCAAAGAUCCUUCCGUUCCUGCACAGCACCCGAUGAAGCCCGUGUAUUUAUGACAUUUAAUUUCCUGCUAUGAGAAACAAUAUUCUCAGGUGUAUCAGACUGCAGGAACACCUGGGCUCCGUCUGAUUAAAGUAGGCACCUGUAACCCUGCAAUGAUGGCGUCUUUUUACGCGUUUUGGAUGUGGACUCUUAUCCAGUUUUGUUACGCAACGAUCUACACCAACGACUGGGCGAUAAGAAUAAGAGCUGACAAUGAGUCUGUGAACAGGAUAGCAGAGAAAUAUGGAUUCACAAACACGGGUCAGAUCGGGGACCUCAAGGGUUAUUAUAGAUUUCGCCACCACGAGACAGCGACGCGGUCCAGUGUGUCCAACAAUGAGGUGACUGUUAGCAUCGCCAAGGAGACCAAGGUGGAAUGGCUCCAGCAGCAGGUGGUCCUGAAGAGGAUGAAAAGGAACCCAAUAGCCAAUGACAUGAAGACCAAUCACAUUUCUGAUGCUCGUCUCGAGUUGAGCCACACACAGAAAAAGCACCACAAUGGUUCAGUAUGGAACAGUUUGUGGUACAUUCACUGCAGCGAUAGAUCUAAAGGCUGCCAGACUGGUAUGAACAUCGCGGGGGCCUGGAGGAGGGGGUACACUGGGAAGGGUGUGGUGGUGUCUGUCCUAGAUGAUGGCAUUGAGAGAGAGCAUCCGGAUCUGAAGCCAAAUUAUGAUCCAUUCGCCAGCAAUGAUGUGAAUGGACAGGAUCAAGAUCCCUCUCCAGAUUAUUCCAAUAAUGCUUCUAACUACCAUGGGACUCAGUGUGCAGGGACGAUUGCGGCAGCUGCAAAUAACUCUUGGUGCACAGUUGGAGUGUCUUUCCACGCACGCAUAGGCGGCAUUCGUAUGUUGGAUGGAGAUGUGACGGACAUUGUGGAGGCCCAGUCCCUGAGCUUCAGACCAGAGUAUAUUGAUAUAUACUUAGCCAGUUGGGGGCCAGAAGAUGAUGGGGCCACUUUGGAAGGACCCGGGCCACUGACUCGUCUUGCGAUACAGAAUGGCAUCAAAAAUGGCCGGCAUGGGAGAGGAUCCAUCUUUGUCUGGGCAUCAGGAAACGGAGGACAAAGAGGUGACCACUGUUCCUGUGACGGCUACAGUAGCAGCAUCUACACCAUCUCUAUCAGCAGCAGCACUCUGAGUGGAAGCUGGCCAGAUUACCUGGAGGAGUGCUCCUCCACACUGGCAACAGUUUACAGUGGAGGGGAGACAGAGAAGAUGGUAACGUUGGGCCCACUUCAAAGCUGUAGCAGGGCUAAAUCAGGGACCUCUUUCUCCUCCUCUGUGGCUGCAGGAGUCAUCGCGCUCACUUUAGAGGCCAACCCCUCUCUAACCUGGAGGGACGUGCAGCACAUCAUCGUCCGGACAUCAAAAGCUCAUCAUGUCAUCGCUCCUGACUGGUGCGUUAAUGGAGCCGGAUAUAAAGUGAGCCACCUCUUUGGCUUUGGCCUGCUGGAUGCUGAGAGCAUGGUGAAGGAGGCAGAGCAUUGGAAACAAGUCCCUUCGCAGCAUGAGUGUGUGGAGGAGGCUCCCGCCCAGCUGAGCAGAACAAUUCAUCCCGGUUCUGUGCUGACAUCUGUAUACAAGACUACAGGCUGCUCUAACGAGCCCCGGCAACACGUUGUUUAUGUGGAGCAUGUCGUUGUCCGGGUCACCAUCACUCAUGGGCGUCGCAGCGACCUUUCCAUUAAACUCACCUCACCUUCGGGCACCAUGUCACAGCUGCUGGCUAGCAGGCCACUUGACGACUCCAGCAAGGGGUUUCAGAACUGGGAAUUCAUGACGACUCACUGCUGGGGGGAGCUGUCAGCAGGGGAGUGGGCCCUGAAAAUCCAGGAUACUCCCUCUGAGAAGAGAGACGGCACUAAACUGGGGAUGCUGAAGGAGUGGUCACUAGUGAUUUAUGGCACCGCAGAGCAUCCGUAUCCCGUGCAUCGCUCGCGAGCCAGAUCGGCUGAGAUGCCGAUGGAUAGUGACCUCACAGAGGAAUACAGUGGACCCUGUGACCCAGAAUGCAGUGACGAUGGCUGUGAGGGGCCGAGCCCACAGCAGUGUGUCACGUGUUUACACUUUUUUCUAAAGUUCAAGAACAACACAAGGAUGUGCGUACCCGAGUGUCCCAAGGGAUUCUGGGGUGAUCGCCGGCGUUGUAAGCGGUGCUACUCCUCCUGCGAGAGCUGCAGCGGGAGUCGCAGCGAUCAGUGCACUUCCUGUCAGGAUGGUCACCACCUGACAGAGGGGACCAACACCUGCACGGCCAUCUGUGGGGACAAUUACUACCUCGACCAUGAUGCAAAUAUGUGCAAAAAGUGCAGUGAAAACUGCUUGAAGUGCACCUCGUACAGCAUCUGCACCGAAUGCAAACCAGACACAAGUCUGCAGGGGAAUCGGUGCCAGCAGAGUUGCACGGCUGGAUUCUACCAUGACAAGCUGGAAGGCACGUGCAAGCCCUGUCACAAGGCGUGCGCCACCUGUGCAGGUGCAGGUGUCAAAGCAUGCGACCGCUGUGCAGAGGGCUACCUGAUGGAGGAGUGGAGGUGUGUGUCCUCCUGCAGCGCUGGCUUCUACGCCACCGAGCCGAGCCCAGAGGUAGCUUACGGGCACAGGACAUGUAGGAGGUGUGACGCCAGCUGUCUCACCUGUGUGGGGCUGAGCCAGGAGAACUGCAGCAGCUGUUCCAGCGGUCACAGCCUGCAGGAGGGAGUGUGUGUUGUUAACACUGAGUGCACACACGGGGAGUACCAAGACGCUAACGGAGAGUGCCAUGCAUGUGAUGCAACGUGUCUGAAGUGCACAGGGCCGCAGAGAGACGACUGCAUCAGCUGUGUUUUUUCACGGGCUUUAGAUGACGGCCACUGCCUGUUGGAUUGUGCGAAGGGCAAAUACCUGUCAGGGGGCCAGUGUCACCUGUGUGACCACACCUGUGCCACCUGUGUGGAGGCAGGGCCGGGCAACUGUACCAGCUGUGACACCGAUAAGUUUGGACUUGAGCGUUACUUGUAUAAAGGUCAGUGUGUGGACGCCUGUCCUGAGGCCUUCUACCACACCAAAGAAAGAGGCUGUGAGCCCUGUUCGGACCACUGCCGCCUCUGCACCAGCCCCACCCGCUGCCUCAAGUGUAACUCCUCCUACUAUGUCUCUGAUGGAGCGUGUGCCAAGCUGGAGUGUGGAGAAGGCGAGGUAGAGGAUCCAGAUUACGACGAUUGCAUGGCCUGUGAGGAGGGCUGCCGGAAGUGUGUUUUGUAUAACCCCAGGCAUUGCUUGUCCUGCACUGAGGGCUUUUACAACUUUCAGGAUGGCUGCUACAAAAACUGCCCGGCCAAGACGUACAGCGUGGAAGAGGAGAUGAUCUGCGUUCCAUGUGAUGAAAACUGUGUGAGCUGCGAUGUACACGAGUGCUACUGGUGUGAGACAGACCUCUUCUUAUCAGAGGGGAGUUGUGUUUCAGUGUGCCCUGAUGGUUUCUAUGGUGAUGAAGACACCAAUGACUGUGAGGAGUGUCACUCAGACUGUGUGACAUGUAGUGGCCCGGAGGACAGUGACUGUCUGUCGUGUGAGGAGGGGAAGACUCUGGAAAACGGAGAGUGUGUCUCUGACCACGAGGUCUGUCCCAGUAAGACCUUUCGGAGCGAUGAUGGAGAGUGUGAAGACUGCCACCCAUCCUGUGAGUCCUGCUCUGGAGAGGAGAAGAACCAAUGUACAAAAUGUCCAAAAGGGCGGUUUCUGACCACACAGCAAACAUGUGUAUCAAAGUGUCCGGGGGGUUCCUUCGCCAGUCGGCUGAGCAGUGUGUGUGAGGCGUGCCCUGCAGGCUGUUUGCAGUGUGUGGACGCUCAGCGCUGCACUCGCUGUCAAAGCACACGGAAGACUCAGCUAUUCCUGCAGGAUGGACAAUGUGUCCAGCAGUGUGCCAGUGGUUAUCCUGAAGGCCAGGUGUGUCAGAGCUGUGCCGCAGGGUGUGCGUCCUGUGAGAAAAACGCCACCCACUGCCUCAGCUGUGAAGAACCUCUCCUCCUUCAUAAGCACCAGUGUGUGGAAGAGUGUCCUUCAGGGCACAGCCUGCGGGACAGGGAGUGUCAUCACUGUCCCUCAGCCUGCGAGGAGUGCAACCCCCUUGGACAGUGCACAGCUUGUGAGGAGUAUCAUUUUCUUCACGAGGGCCUGUGUGUGCUCGACUGCCCGGAGAGGUUCUUUGAGGACAAAGAGCAGGGGCAGUGUUUGCGUUGCCACCCUGACUGCGCUUUGUGUGAUGGCCCCAACAACAACGACUGUGAUGACUGCACGGACCCAGAGGCCACUCUGUACAGUGGGGCAUGUCUUCCCACCUGCCCCUCCAGCACCUACAGAGACGCUUUAACAGGGGAAUGUAACGACUGUGAUGCUUCCUGCCUGACCUGCUCCAGUCCCCACUCUAGCUCCUGCACCAGCUGCACAGAGGACCACAGGCUAGAAGGUCAUGGCCACUGUGUUCCCUCAGCCAACAAGUGCUCCUCUCGCCAGUACGCAGACGAGCAGGGGGGCUGCCAUCCAUGUCACAAAUACUGCCACAGGUGCUCGGGUCCCAGCAAAACCCACUGCCUGAGCUGCAACCAGAGACACCUCCUGCUCAAUGGCACCUGUAUGGACGCGUGCCCCACCGGCUAUUAUGAGGAGGAGUCGGGCCAGAGAUGCGAGCCUUGUCACGCUUCCUGUCAGACCUGCGUGGGGGAUAAGAGCCACGAGUGCCUCAUCUGUAAAAGCCACCUAUUCAGAGAGGGCAAAGAGUGUGUGGAGACCUGCCAACACAGUCACUAUGGAAACACAGGCUCGGAGAAGUGUGAGAAGUGUGACCCGAGCUGCGGUGAGUGUAUCGGGGGCGGGGAGGACAGCUGCCUGAGCUGCGCUCUGGGUCUCAUCUACUUGCGGAAAGAAGGCCGCUGCCUCCCCUCAUGCCCUGAGGGAUACUAUCACGAUGCCGCACACAGGACCUGCGAGCACUGCCAUGCCAGCUGCAGAGCAUGCUCAGGAAAAGACUCCCGGUCCUGCACCUCGUGCUUUAUUGGAUUCCUGCUCUCUGACGGCAUGUGCGAGUCCAUGUGCGACGUUGGCCAGUAUCCUAUAAUAAAGGGUUCAGUCCAUGAGUGUGAAGAGUGUGACGGUUCCUGUCUGGAGUGCCAGGGUCCCAGUUCUGCAAACUGCACCUUGUGUCCUCCUCAGGCUAUUUUAGAAGCUGGAGGGCGCUGUCUACUGUGUUGCCGCCACGAGGGGGAGGAGGGGGCCUCCACGCGAACGCAGGACUGUUGUAAUUGCACAGAGACACGAGGCGAAUGCAUCCUCAGCACCAACCUGGCUUUCAGAAAUGAAGAGGAAGAGGAGGCCAGAGGAAACCUGGCCAUCUUCAUCAUCGCCUGCAUCCUGUUGGUGUUUGGACUGGUGGCUGUAGUCUUUCUCAUCAGACACUCCCGCUCCAAAAGCGAGCCCCCGGACAUCACCCCCCGCGGCUAUGAGAAACUGGGCUCGGGUGGAGGAUACAGAGGCAGCAGUGGCGGCAGCAGACACGGCUACAGCUCUUCCUCCUCUACAUCUUAUAGCAACCGCAAGGCCAGCUCCUCUGGCUUCAAGGAGGCUCAGCUGGUCGAUGUCAGUGAACGCCGCGCAGGGGUAAAAGGGGACGAUGACGACGACGACGAUGAUGAUGAGGACAUUGUUUACAUGGGUCAGGAUGGCACUGUGUACAGGAAGUUCCGGUACGGACAGCUUGGAGAGGACAACGAGGACGAGCUGGAGUAUGAUGAUGAGAGCUACACAUUCCGGUGAAGAUAGAGAAGCAUUUCUCCCUUCUUCUUUCUCUCUCUCACUCACUCCUCUGUGCUGUUUAUCUCUUUUUACCCCAGGAGACAGACCCAUUUAUCCUCCUCUGAAUAUGAGUGAAAUCAAAUGAGACACUAGGAGCUGUUUAUAAUGAGCAGCAUUUUUCAACUAUCCAUUCACAAAAUGAAAUAUGCAGCAUAAAAAAAAAUGUUAAACAAUCUAAAAUACAUUUUUACAUAAUGUAGCUACAUUUAUAGUCUUGUUUUGGAGUAUAUUGUCUUCUUGGAACUUGCAUUGGUAUUACUAGUUUGGACAGUUUCAUGGAUCAUAAUGUUCAUCUUUUUACUUGUGUUGACAGAUUUGCUUUCUAAAACUGAUCAAAUGUGUUUUUUUCCUACCCUUUAUCCCCAUGUGUUUUUCUGACAAUAGUGUUCUGUUCAAUUAAAGUCUUGA
This is a messenger RNA of Notolabrus celidotus (New Zealand spotty), 6444 nucleotides long. RefSeq names its product proprotein convertase subtilisin/kexin type 5a (gene pcsk5a). Gene Ontology annotation, biological process: peptide hormone processing. Gene Ontology annotation, molecular function: serine-type endopeptidase activity; protein binding. The transcript has 37 exons. Gene Ontology annotation, cellular component: Golgi membrane; trans-Golgi network. The coding region runs from base 316 to 5997 and encodes 1893 amino acids. The record is from RefSeq and is a predicted model, not a curated record. NCBI's taxonomy places the organism in Eukaryota, Metazoa, Chordata, Actinopteri, Labriformes, Labridae.